Messenger RNA from Engraulis encrasicolus (European anchovy), 1221 nucleotides. RefSeq names its product anaphase promoting complex subunit 13 (gene anapc13). Gene Ontology annotation, cellular component: anaphase-promoting complex. The record is from RefSeq and is a predicted model, not a curated record. The transcript has 2 exons. Bases 343 to 546 code for a protein of 67 amino acids. Gene Ontology annotation, biological process: protein K11-linked ubiquitination. Lineage: Eukaryota; Metazoa; Chordata; Actinopteri; Clupeiformes; Engraulidae.
ACCUUUAACCCGGAAAUACUACUGUUGUUGUUUUCUUUUAGCUAUUUGCUGAAUAUUUCGGUACUUCUGAGUUCUGACCAGUUUCAUAUCUAUUAUUUAUCUACACCGUGCAUGGACUGUGAUUUAUAUGAGUGUAUUACCUGCACUCCGCGGUGUUUAUAAUGGGCUGGAGAUGAGACAGUGAAGCAAAACGUUUGCGUGAUCACCUUAAGAAGGAUAGAGGCAGCCAGACAGGCCUAGCGGGCUCGGUGAGACGCUAGCUCACACCUGUUGAUUCGGCCACACAAAGUAACCCAAGCUCUUGUGAUUCUGGUUCUUCCGUGGACCGUAUAAUAUUGCAGAAUGGACAGCGAAGUGCAGCGCGACGGGAGAGUCCUCGAUCUAACAGAUGACGCCUGGCGAGAGGACCGCCUGCCGUACGAGGACGUCAAAAUACCGCUGAGCGAGCUGCCAGAGGCUGAACAGGAUAAUGGGGGAUCCACGGAGUCGGUCAAAGAACAAGAGAUGAAGUGGACAGACCUGGCCCUGCAGAGCCUACACAUCUAACACACACACACACACACACACACACACACACACACACACACACACACACACACACACACACACACACACACGAACGAGAUGAAGUGGACAGACCAGGGGUCCGUUUCUCGAUCCUUGUCGUUGCUAACUGUCUUGAGACCGCCGUAACACCAUUCCCUUGGAUUCAGUGGUGAGCGUCGCUGUGGAUAGAGAGUUGAGUCGCUCUUACGAAGGACGUUGCUACCAUUGUUAGCAAAGGCGCUUUCGAGAAUGCCACCCCUGGCCCAGCAGCGAUGCGCGAUGAAGUGGACAGACCUGGCUCAGCAAAUUCUACACAUCUAACACACACACAUACACACACAGGCACACACUUGCGCACAAAUACGGAGACAUGAUGGACUGUCCUGGUCCAGGAUUUGAACGUGUAUCCCCCGCACUAUUAGAUUUAAGUGGACUGACCUGACACAGGCUUCUACAUACACACACACACACACACACACACACACACACACACACACACACACACACACACACACACACACACACACACACACACACAGUAAAUAGAACUGAAGGUAAAAUUGAGUAGAGAAUUGUGAGUGCUGUGUGCUUCAGCUUGUGUGUGUUCAAUACUGUUGGUCUGACUUUGUAACGAGGUGUCUCAUUGCAAUAAAUAGGUUUUUAAAUCAUUUGAAA